Molecule: messenger RNA, 1029 nt
Organism: Zingiber officinale
Lineage: Eukaryota; Viridiplantae; Streptophyta; Magnoliopsida; Zingiberales; Zingiberaceae
Exons: 8
Coding region: 1-1029 (342 amino acids)
Source: RefSeq, a predicted model, not a curated record
AUGGCAAAUGGUAAGGCCGAGUCCAGUCUUUUAAGCGUACUACCUACCAAGGAUCUCGAUAGAGUCGGAAAGUACAAAAGUGCAAAAGAACUUUGGGAAAAGUUCUUGAAGCUAUACGAAGAACCAGUUGAGGUCAAAGCUGACUCCUCGAUGGACAUUGAGCCGUCGUCAGAAGAAUCUGAAAUCGAGAAAAUUGUCGGAACGUCUCUCACCGCCGAGCAUCUACCAGAAGACGCAAUCAUCUCUUCCUCAAUAAGCAUCGAGAAUGUGGCGUACAAGAUGGCUGCGAUGUUUCCGUCAGCCAUCGAGCGGGUGGUGCUUUGCUGCACCGACGUGUGCCUCGAGGAGAGGGAUCUCACCGAGGGCCUCUUUGUCGUUUCGAAUGCAGAUGACGCGGUGGAGAUCCUUUUGCCCCAGUGGCCGGAAAAGCUUCGUCAGCUCGUCCGGCUGUCCUUCAUCCACCCACCAUUCAUAAUGUCGUCUUGCUUCCUCCGGGACUACAUACAGGUGAUGUGCACAGUUUAUGCAAAAGAGAAGAUAGAGUUACUUCAUGCUUUAAUCUAUGAAAGAAAACACUUGGCCCUUCCAGAGAUUGCACAACCAACAUUGAUAGUGUGGGGCGAGAAAGAUCGAAUUUUUCCUUUAGAGUUGGGUCACAGCUUAAAGAGGCAUUUAGGAGAUAGAGCUCAGCUAGUAGUCAUCAAGAAUGUUGGGCAUGCUGUUAAUCUUGAGAAGUCCAGAGAAUUUUGCGAGAAUAUAAUCAAAUUCUUCCAUGAUUCUUCCUUCAAUGAUCACAAUUGGCAGAAGUUUGAAGAAACGUUGCAUUUCUGCAACAACAGUGCUUUUUGCAAGAAAGCGUUUGCAGAGAAGAAAGCGUUUCAUUUCUGCAAGCUUUCUUUCUACAGCCAACUGUUCAAUCUGUUCAAAGCUCAUAAAGGUCCUAGACAAAAUCCAAUUUCUUAUUCCUAUAAUAAUUUUUUGAGUGUAGCUAGUAGAAGUAAACAGAUUGUUGGCUUCGAGGUCGGCUAG